Tarenaya hassleriana is the source of this 1355-nucleotide messenger RNA. RefSeq lists its product as uncharacterized. Gene Ontology annotation, cellular component: mitochondrial inner membrane. NCBI's taxonomy places the organism in Eukaryota, Viridiplantae, Streptophyta, Magnoliopsida, Brassicales, Cleomaceae. Gene Ontology annotation, biological process: mitochondrial proton-transporting ATP synthase complex assembly. The transcript has 9 exons. The coding region runs from base 81 to 920 and encodes 279 amino acids. The record is from RefSeq and is a predicted model, not a curated record.
UCGCACGAUAUUCGUGCCUACAACGGCUUUUUGCCCAGUAGGGUUUUAAGGGGUCUCGGCGAAAAAUCUGAUCUUCGAAAAUGGCAUUGGCGACGAGACUGAAUCGUAUCCUUAAGCAGCAUCAGAGUACUGUCUCAGUUCUCCCAUUUCGAAACCCGAAUCAAGGGCUCUUCCUUGCCCAUGGCGAGAAUCUCAGUCCUCACGUUUCACAAGUUCCGGCUCUUCUAUCCUCCACUCGCUCUUUCCUCGAUUUCUAUAAGCUUGGGAACAAGAAAGCCAUUGAAGAAGAACGUGCUAGACUUAAGGAUGAGAUGACUCGCGGGUACUUCAUGGAUAUGAAAGAAUAUGGCAUACAUGGUGGUAAGGUAGCAGCAGCAAAUAAGACUCUAAUUCCUGCUGUGGCAGCGAUGAAAUUCCCGGUAUUAGCAGUGACUUACCCGAGUGGCAAAACUUUCAAGUUGCCUGUUACGUCAAACAGCAAUGAAGUUCAAACAGAAAGCUCAACUGUUCCUAAAGCAUCACUAGUGUGCCUAUCUUUUCGAGCAAGCUCUAAGGAUAUGAUCGACUCUUGGAGGACACCAUUUCUUGAAUCAUUCAGCAAUUCAAAAGAUGUUCACUUUUAUGAGGUUUCAUUUAUUGACAAAUGGCUGCUGUGCUUGAGCCCUGUCAAAUAUCUGCUUCUCCGUGUCUUGCGAAACCCAAAGAACAACGAGAGCACUGCUCUCCAGACGCAGAAUGCUUAUUCAUUUGGCAACCAUUAUUACUUUAGGAAACAACUUAGAAUUCUGAACCUUCUCACUGGGUAUGUUUUCUUACUUGACAAAUGUGGGAGAAUAAGAUGGCAAGGUGUCGGAAAACCGACCCCGGAGGAAGUAUCUUCUCUUCUCUCUUGCACGUCACUUCUUCUGGAAGCUCAGUGAGAGAAUAAGCUCUUGAUGUUGAGACACCAUAGACGCCAGAGUUCAAGAAUUUCUUAAGGUCUGUCUGCUCUCUCUCUGGAUGACGUUGGACAAUAAGAGAUCACACUCUAUUCAGUGCUUUAUGCCUUCUCUCUCACAAACCCACCAUCCAUCCAGAGGUUUUCUCCAUUUUCUAGCCUGUGCUCUCCUCUCUCUCUCUCUCUCUCUCUCUCUCUCGUUUUUGGAUUCUUCUGGUCUAGUGUGAUGGUUUAAGACAGCAUAUCAAGUAAUAGAGAACCACUCUCCUCCCAAGUUUAUGUCUUCGAACACUUGUAAUAAAAAAAAAAAUCUAUGCGAUGGGGCAGACAGAGAGUUCAGUUGAAGAAGAACCACGUAUCUGUUCUUGUGGUGUUUAUAUGAAGAUAUAAGAUAAUAUCUCCCCUCUUUUGGACAUUA